Paramecium pentaurelia is the source of this 363-nucleotide messenger RNA. The record is from the annotation of a GenBank genome assembly. NCBI's taxonomy places the organism in Eukaryota, Ciliophora, Oligohymenophorea, Peniculida, Parameciidae.
AUGUAUUCUUAUAAACCAAAAAAUGAUUAAAUUGAAGAGAAAUAAAGAGUUAAAGUAAGUAAAAUAUUUUUGAAUUGUAGAGUUAAUUUUAAAUCAGUAGAAUAGAGUAAGUAAUCUAGGAAGAGAGUGAUAAUAAAUUAGAAGAUGAUAACUAUCUGUUUAGAGAUUAAAAUUAGAAUCCAAAUUCGAUGANCUAGUCUAAGUAAUAGAUUAAAAUAGAUUAGUAGUAGAAUAAGGUUCAAACCAGGAGACAAGUCUGUUUUGGUAUAAGUUAAAAGGAGAGCGUCACUUCAAUCUUUAUACAUUUCCUAAAUUGGAACCUUGAGUUAUACUCUAAAAAAUGAAUCCAUAUAAUAUUUUUGA